This is a messenger RNA of Hyaena hyaena (striped hyena), 1647 nucleotides long. It is a transcript of the gene SCTR, whose product is annotated as secretin receptor. Gene Ontology annotation, biological process: brain development; cell surface receptor signaling pathway; adenylate cyclase-modulating G protein-coupled receptor signaling pathway. Gene Ontology annotation, molecular function: G protein-coupled peptide receptor activity; peptide hormone binding; secretin receptor activity. Lineage: Eukaryota; Metazoa; Chordata; Mammalia; Carnivora; Hyaenidae. The record is from RefSeq and is a predicted model, not a curated record. The transcript is spliced from 13 exons. Gene Ontology annotation, cellular component: plasma membrane. The coding region runs from base 1 to 1341 and encodes 446 amino acids.
AUGCGUCCCCGCCCGCUGCUGUCGCCGUCGCUGCUGCUGCUCGCCUGCGCUGCGCACACCGUGGGCGCCCUCCCUCGACUGUGUGAUGUGCUCCAGGUGCUUCGAGAGGAACGGGACCAGUGCCUGGAGGAACUCUCCAGAGAGAAGCCAGGAGACCCCAGUGCAGAGCAGCCAGCCCCGGGUUGCGAGGGGCUGUGGGACAACAUGAGCUGCUGGCCCUCCUCUGCCCUGGGACAGACUGUGGAAGUGGGGUGCCCACAGUUCCUCCAGAUGCUCACGGGCAGGAACGGCUCCGUGUUUCGAAACUGCACACAAGACGGCUGGUCAGAAGCCUUCCCCAGGCCCGACCUGGCCUGCGGGGUCAAUGUCAACGACUCAUCCAAUGAGAAGCGGCACGAGUACCUGCUGAAGCUGAAGGUCAUGUACACCGUGGGCUAUAGCUCCUCUCUGGUGAUGCUCCUGGUUGCCCUCAGCGUCCUCUGUGCUUUCCGGAGGCUGCACUGCACCCGCAACUACAUCCACAUGCACCUGUUUGUGUCCUUCAUCCUGCGUGCCCUGUCCAACUUCAUCAAGGACGCGGUGCUCUUCUCUUCGGACGAUGUCGCUCACUGUGAUGCCCACAGGGUGGGCUGUAAGCUGGUCAUGGCUUUCUUCCAGUACUGCAUCAUGGCCAACUAUGCCUGGCUGCUGGUGGAAGGCCUCUACCUGCACACGCUCCUCGUCAUCUCCUUCUUCUCAGAAAAGAAGUGCCUCCAGGGAUUUGUUGCCCUUGGAUGGGGUUCCCCAGCUGUUUUUGUUGCUUCGUGGGCCAUCAGCAGGCACUUUCUGGAAGACGUUGGGUGCUGGGACAUCAAUGCCAACGCAUCCAUCUGGUGGGUCAUCCGAGGGCCUGUGAUCCUCUCCAUCCUGAUUAAUUUCAUCCUUUUUAUAAACAUUCUAAGAAUCCUGAUGAGAAAACUUAGAACCCAAGAGACAAGAGGCAAUGAAGUGAACCAUUAUAAGCGCCUGGCCAAGUCCACCCUCCUGCUGAUCCCCCUCUUCGGAGUCCACUACAUCAUCUUCGCCUUCUCCCCAGAGGACGCCAUGGAGGUCCAGCUGUUCUUUGAAUUGGCCCUUGGCUCGUUCCAGGGCCUGGUGGUGGCUGUCCUCUACUGCUUCCUCAACGGGGAGGUGCAGCUGGAGGUUCAGAAGAAGUGGCGGCAGUGGCACGUCCGUGAGUUUCUACUGCGCCCCGUGCCCCUCAGCUCCACUGUCAGCACCGGCACCAGCGGCCUCCCCCACAGCACCAAGGGCAGCACCUCAGAGCAGAGCGGGGGCACCUGCAGGGCCAGCGUCAUCUGAGAGGCUGGAGCCGGGCCACCCACGGGACAGACACCGUGACGGGUCACGAGAAGGCUCCACGUUGCUGCAGUCCGUAUCAGUCUUCUCGGCAGACAUCAUAUGCUUUCUCCGUGACCAAGAACACCCCUCCUCUGGGCCUGGGCUCGGGGAGGGGGCUGCGGUGGUAAUUCCUCAGAACUGAAAAGAACACAGGCGCCGUGGGGCAGGAAGCCGGCUGGGGUUUGGGUCUGCUGUGUUACGGGAAGGACAGGUCACGGGUAACAGAAGACGGCAGGGAAAUAAACGGAAGCCGGGACGGGUUGGGUA